UGCCCCUGUCCUGGGACAAGGGCAAACUACCCUCCCUCCGCCUAUGCAGAUAUAUGGCCAAGUUUGGAUAACUAAACACCCAUGUAUGUGCACAACAGCUCACGACAGCUCACGAUGUUGCUUUAUAAUAAACAAUGUUGUUUCAUAGUACAGCGGCGUCAUUUGGGUUUGAGUUCUCGGCGUUGUUUUAUUCUACUAAACAACAUCGUUUCUAAUUCCACAUCGGUGUUGGUCACGCACCCAUUCAAUUUUGGCCGAAUCCUCUUCUUCUUCGGUAAGGAAUAGAGAGCACUCUUUUUCCAAUCCCAACACCAAUAUUGCAAAGCCGAACCAUGGUUCACGAAUUCACGAUAUUGUUUUCUACUAAACAAUGUCGUUUCAAGUACCGCAACGUUGUUGGAUCUUACUCGCUGUGUCGUUUAAUCUUUCUAUGACUUUGCUUGUUUCUCAAAAAUGUCGUUUUUUAUCAUGCGGCAUCGAAUUAAAUGCCGAGACUCAUUAUUACGGCAUUGAAUAUAGGUCAAAAAUAUUUUAGGUGUAAACACAGAGUAGUCAACCUCGGCAACGGGCUUCCUUCCUCGCAAAUGAUGCUCUGCCCUCCAGCCGCGAAGAUUUUGUCCUCGCAGCUGCCAAUCAAUCGUUCCUCGAGGAGAAAGCUUCAAUUUAGCAUCAUUUUGGUGCUCGGAUUUAUUUGUCCGAUCAGCCCUAGUGCUCCCAUCUGGUUCUGAUUCACUCCCCCAUAGUGACUGGCGUGCGCAGAAGGUUACAAAGAACCGCACCGCCAUUUUUGCCGACGGCAUAUACUCCCUGGGAUGGCCAAAUCUGCUACUGAUUUUGUUGCGGAUCGCUCCUCCAACCUUUUGAUUUGGCCUAGGGAUUAGCGGCUACGUCGUUGCUGUUCCUUCUUCUUGACCUUUUCUUUAAAUUAUUAUUUUGCUUUUCAAAUUCUGAUGUCAUGCUCACUCUAAGUAUCCUCCUCCUCGCUCGACUGCUGGUGAUGCUACAACUGGUCUCCAGUUCUCCCAUCCCGCCGUGGUCGCCGAUUCAGUCGUCUUCUUCUCCGGCAAUAAUAAGAAACCUGCGGAGCUCUGUUGCUGAUGAUUGUGUGGUACCGCUCGCUUUUGGCCUGCCGCCUCUUUUGCCAAUUUGGGGCUUCUAUGUCGUUUCUCCGUCCAGUAUGCAGUCGGCGGGGCGACGGAGCGAUGGCGCCAGCAUCGACGUCGUGGUUGUGCGAUGGGGUCAGUUCGGCAGUGCCGGCUGCCGCUUGCCUGCCCGCUGCCCGGUGAUAUAUUUCUUUUUUUUUGUGUGAUCCCGGUGAUAUAUUUCUUUUAUUAUAUUUUAUUAAUUUGUUUCUCUUGUGCUUAUCUUGUUUGACAAAGUGCAGUGGUGCUGUCAGAUGUCUGGGACUCUUAGUGUGCGCGGCAUCAGCAUGGCAUGCACAGGGGCACAGCCAGCUAUUCAAUUAGAAGUGUUAUAAACGCGCUGCUACGGAUCGGGAAAUCGCCGGAAUCGAUAAAGCAAGAAUACGAAA
Linum trigynum is the source of this 1531-nucleotide messenger RNA. NCBI's taxonomy places the organism in Eukaryota, Viridiplantae, Streptophyta, Magnoliopsida, Malpighiales, Linaceae. The record is from the annotation of a GenBank genome assembly.